UGUGAGUGACGGAAGUGACGUCCUCAUAAACUUUAAAAAAAAAGCAACUUCGGUUGACGAUUACGAGGUGAUAUAAAGGGUGGAAAGAGUAGCUUUGGGGCCGGAAGUGGGAAAGCUGUGAGGGGUGUUCGUGAGGAACUUUUCCGUCUGCUGGGCAAGGAGCGAGGGUCUGUCGGAGGAGGAGUGAGAGAAGGAGUGAGUGGCGCCCUCUCCUCCUCCCUGAGCCUGUGCCCCUUGUGGGGAGGGGAGCAAAGAGGCUAUGGAGCCCAGGAUGGAAUUCCAUGAUAUCCUUACGGUGGCAUCGGAACAGCAAGGACUCAGCGCAAUGCCGAAAAGAUACAGUUUGGCAGUAGGCCCUCCCAAGAAGGAUCCAAAAGUAAAAGGCGUUCAAUCAGCAGCUGUACGAGCUUUCCUCAAGCGGCAAGAAGAGGAACAAAAGAGAAAAGUUCUUGAAGAAAAGAGAAGAAAAGAAGGACUUCUAGCUAAGCGUGUGGAACUGAAACAUGACCGAAAAGCAAGAGCUAUGGCUUCCCGGACGAAGGACAAUUUCCGUGGCUAUAAUGGCAUUCCUGUUGAAGAGAAGCCUAAAAAGAGGCAAGGUCGUGAAAGCAGAAGCACAGAAGGAGAUGAAUGCAUGACAGGUGAUGAAAUGGAGCAAUUUGAAUAUAAUGAGACAGAAUCUGAGCAUGAAUUGGAAGAGUAUGAAGACAAGCCAUGCAAAACAUUGGUGAAUCCAAAGGCGCCUCCCAAAGGCGCACCACCGACAAUGAAUUUUAGAGAGCUUUUAAAGCUGGCUGAAAAAAAACAGUAUGAACCAGUUGAAAUAAAAGUUGUGAAAAAGACAGAGGAAAGGCCCAUGACAGCAGAAGAACUGAGAGAGCGAGAGUACUUAGAGCGCAGAAAGAAAAAAGGGGUUAUACUGAAAGAGAAAAAAGUGGAAAAAGAAACAAAACAUGUAACCACAUCAGGUUCUUCCAAAAAAGAAUUUUCACAGAAGGUGCUUGUAAAUGCUAAACCCCUUAAGCAUUCAACAAAUAAGCAUUCCUUAUCUAAAGGAAGCAUUUCCUCACAAAGUGAUACUGAUAAGAAAUCAAAAGGACCAUCAUUAAAUGAAAAGCAUUCAAAGUUGUCAUCUUCUAAACCCAACCACAAUGAGAAAGCAAAACCUGCACACAAGGGACCUUUAAAAAUUGCAUCUAACUGCAGUCAUAUUAAAUCAGCCUCUAAUGGGGGUGGAAAAUCUGGAUCUAACUCCCAUGCUCCAGUCUUGAAAACAGCUACAAAUGGAACUCUUAGACAACCAUCUGCUAAAGAAACUAGUCUGAAAAAAGCUACUAGCCAUUCAAAACCAUCCAGUGUGGCUUCUGCCCAACAUGAAGGUGUUAAAAAUCCCAGGUCCAAGCCUACAAGUAGCAAUUCAGGCACAGGAGGACCUCUUCCACGAGCAAAGAGCAGUUUGAGUACAGGUCCAGGUCGGCCAAGCAGCAGUUUGAUUGUUGGACGUGGGUCACAAGGCAAUAGUUCAGGCAUGGGGCCUGGGCGAUUAGGAAGCAGCUCAGGAUCAGGGCAACGAAGCAGCAGCUCAAGUGUAGGACCUGGCCAGCCAGGCAGCAGCUUAGGCAUAGGAUCUAGCAGUUCAGGACCAAUGCGUUCCGGAAGUAGUCAAAAUAUAGGACCUGGCCGGCCAAGUAGCGGUCUAAAUACUGGGCUGGCAAGAGGUAGCAACUCAGGAUUGGGACCAGGCCGGCCAAGCAGUAUUUCUGUUGGAAUUCUAAAACCAAAGUGCACAGUUGUAUCAGAAACAAUCUCAUCUAAAAAUCUUGUACCAAGGCAAGGUAGCAGCCAGAUGAAUGGAAUGAGACCAUUUCCUCAUCAAAGAUCUGGGAUUCCGCCACCAGGUUUUCCAAGACCUUCUCUUCCACCUAUUACUUCUAAAAGGCAAUUUGAAGAUGAUGAUGAUGAUGAAUAUGAUUCUGAAAUGGAAGACUUCAUAGAUGAUGAAGGAGAGUCCCAGGAAGAAAUCUCUAAGCAUAUUAAAGAGAUAUUUGGCUAUGAUCGGAAUAGGUAUAAAAAUGAAAGCGAUUUUGCCUUACGUUACAUGGAAAGCACCUGGAAAGAGCAACAGAAAGAGGAAGCCAAGAGCUUGAGACUUGGAAUGCAAGAAGACUUAGAAGAGCAGAGACGUGAAGAAGAGGAAUUGAAACGAAAGAAGCAGGCAAAGAAGCUGAGAACACAUUAAUCAAUUUGCCAUAGCUCUGCUUCUCUGUUCUUCCAUUUUCCCCCAUUCUUGUUCCAAAUUUCAGCUUUAAUUUUCCUUUGCAUAUGAAAGGGUAAAAAACUGAGUAGAAAAUGGAAAUGUAGAAAUAUGGUUCUUUAAUUUGACCCUCAAAUGCUUAUUUUAAUACUUGCCAAGGUUUCUCUUCUUUAUAAAAUAAAUGCACUAAUUGAAAAGAAUAUAGAUGGAAUUAAAGUGGAAAUAAAUGUUACUAUUGCCUAAAGUAGUUUAAGGAUGCAAGCAGACUGACUGACUAUGCACUGGCUUGCAGAAAGUGAGCCUACACACCAGUAUGCUAGUCUGCUGUCUUCAUUUUACUUAAAAAUGGAAUAAUGUUGUUCAUGUUCUCUUUUAAAAGAUAGUUGUGUCCUGAGUCAAGAUUCUUAAAUGUAACUUUCUGUUCAGAUCAAGCACAGAUGGGGGGGGGAAUAGCCGAUGUUCUUGAAGUUGAAAGCAAUAUUAACCUGUCCUGUGAUUCCUGUUUGGAGAAGAUUAUCUGAAAAAGUAACAUUAUAAUGAAAAAUCAUGAGAAUUGACUUCACAAACUAAUAGACUGAACCUAUCCCCGGGAAGUAGCUUUUGUGGAAUAAACAGCCAGCAGUGUCUAGCUUGAGGGAAAGAGGCAGCAUCAUGAUACUUGACUAUGUGAAUCUCAUCCUCCUGUCUUGCGAAGCUAACUUGCUGAUUCUAGUGAUACAGUGCUGUUUCUCUGGCUUGUUGUAGAGCCUAGGGAAAUUAUGUCUACUCCCACGUGCAUUGGUUUGUCUUUUUCUUCCUUGAGCUGACGCUGAGAGUCAGUCCAAUGCCUGACUGCUGUGCAGAAGAUUGAAUUGGACUAUUUUGGUCAUUCAGAAAUUAUUUCAAUAAGAAAUGGGACCAAAUAAUUAGUUUGCCUCUUAGGACUGAACUUUAUUGCCGAAAAUAAUAAAAAAUUAUCCUGGGAAAUGCAAUUCACAAUGUUUUAUAUAUCAUUUCUAUGACUUUGGCUUAACUACAUUUUAGGAAUAUUUUUAGAAUAUAUACAUUUACUCCAAUUUUUUCAGUCUCCAGGUUUUGAUUGUUCAUGUUGUAUAACAACUCCAAAGCCUACCAGUGUAUAUUACAACUAGAUUUUUCCAGCACAGACACCAGUUCAAUCUAUAUUCCUCUGAUUGUAGACAUCUUUAUAGUUAUUCUCAAUCAUUGCUUAAUAAAACAGCUGAAUAGAAUCCCAGCAGAGAAACUUUAUCAAGAGGUCAUUUUUUUCUGUUUUUGAAACUUCGGAUACAUACUGAUUUCAAGUUACGCACUGCAAAAAUAACAAAGUUGCCCAUAGUCAUUGUGUGUUGCAUGCAGUAUCUGUUUAUUCCAUUUUACAGAAUUGUGCUCUGGGAAUUCAGCCUCAUGUUUCAUGUUUAUUCCUCUAGUACCCAUGAUGUGCUGUCAGCAAAAACCACAGUUAUAUUUGCUAAAAACUGCAUCAAGUCAGGCCUGUAAAAAUCUUAAUAAGUAUCGGGAAUGAAGGAAUUUUCAUUCAGGCAUCAAAAUGGCAAGAAGUGGGGGAAAUUGGAGGAAGUAGAGUUUCAUCAGGACAGUUAAUGUAAAGAAAACAGGAGAAAGAACCUUUGGUUAUAAAAUCCUUCAGCCUUUUUUUAGUUCAGUCAGGUGGUGUUUGCUGAAAUGAAACAGGUGGGCAAUUGCUACAAUUAGCAUAGGAACUCUAACUUAAAAGUUUACUGUGAUCACUAGUGUAAUUUUCCCCAGAAUUGUCUAUUUUGCAUCUUGCAUACGAGUCCUACAGAGGCACCCAUUUGUCUUUUUAUUUAUUCAAGACAAUGACUGUUGGAAACAUGACCAAGUUGCUGUUCAUUUUAUAAUUAUUCUAAUGUGAGAGUAUCUAAAUCAUCAGCUCAGAUAUAGUCCUCAGCAGGUCUUGGAAAUAAUAAAAAAAUUGUAAUACCAAAACUCGUAACAGGAAUCUUUAUAACUCACAUGCAUGUUUUAACCACUUCUUGUAAGUUCUAUUCAAGACUGUAUUCUGAAACAUCUCAGUGUUACUUCUCUUGUAGAAGAUAACAACCUGUAGUGCCAAUCUUCUUCACUCUACUACUGUAAAACUUUCAAAAUAUACAUUUGCCAUGAACACCAGAAUAAUCAUUUAUUCUAAAAGUAGUCUCCCAUAAUUGUAUUCUCUUUUCAGAUGAUGUGCUGUUUAACAUGUCUCUUUGCAUUCUAUGCAUGUGGUAGGAAAAACAUUCCUCCCAUCACUUUUCUUAUUUCUUCCCCUUAUAUAAAAAAAUGACUAUCUGAAUGAUUCAUUAGUCAAGUAGAAUACUCAACAUUUCUCCCAAGGUAUAUAAAGCAUUGAUGGAAGGCGGGGGAUGGAAUAUAUUCCUUUCUUGGGUGUUGGACUUUGAUAGUAACUUAAUAGAUUGCACUAGCAAAACUCUAGUCUCAGUUGCUGAUUCAGUUAAGUUGUUGGAAGAUGUGCCUUUUAAAACAUAUUUUACUCUUUCCAUGAAUGUAGGAUGAAGAGUUCGUUCUGCUGUCACUUUGUUGAAGUUUGUUAAUGUGAAAUGUAGUUUUUUACAAAGCCCUGCCAGGUCUUGCUUUGCACCACUAGGGUAGUUAGUAUUUAUUGAUAUUACUAAGUGAAACUUAAGGGCACUUUGUAUUUAAUUAAAACUUCAUUUUGAAAUUGCCUUCUAUCUAUUUUAUUAAAGCUGUACUUACACUUUUUACAACAGUAUCUGUCAGAGGCUAGGACAGCAUGACAGGAAAGUCCAAGUGAAAACUUUGAUCUGUUCAUUAAAGUAGAACUCUUUAAAAACGCAUGAAACCUUAUUUUUUUAUAAGCCCCCAUUUUUUAUCUAGCAUAAUUAGUUUUUAUUUGGCUUUGGCUUUUUGUGACUUUAAUUACUCCAUUUCUACAUAUAUAGCAGGAGACCAAAACUCUGGAAAGAAAAUACAGUCUUGAAGAGACUAGUAAAUAAAUUGUGAUGACUAUGUUAGAUUUCUAUUUUUAACUUUUUGAGUCAGAGUGAUACAAUCAAGUGUUAGCAUAUAACUGAGGAUGCUUCUAGAAUCUGUUUUGUUUUUGUGAAGCUCAUUGUGUUUAACACAAUGUGACAAAUCAGGUAAAAACUGUUAGCGUUACUGUUUUUUCCAGUGCUGUCAGAGUGUAUGCUUUUGCACAUUCAUAGUGCGGUCUGAAGCAAGUUAUGUAUAUAAUAAAUUGUAGGCAUUAAACAUUUUAUUGAAUUUUU
Rhineura floridana is the source of this 5520-nucleotide messenger RNA. RefSeq names its product SPT2 chromatin protein domain containing 1 (gene SPTY2D1). Lineage: Eukaryota; Metazoa; Chordata; Lepidosauria; Squamata; Rhineuridae. Gene Ontology annotation, cellular component: nucleolus. Gene Ontology annotation, biological process: nucleosome assembly; regulation of DNA-templated transcription. Gene Ontology annotation, molecular function: histone binding; DNA binding. The coding region runs from base 260 to 2239 and encodes 659 amino acids. The transcript is spliced from 6 exons. The record is from RefSeq and is a predicted model, not a curated record.